CAACCACGCGAAAGGUCAAAAUGUCGUCCGACCUGUUCGCGGCCUUUGGCGAACCGCCAGCAGCGCCAUCAACCUCGGCACCUGCUGCUGACGACGAUGACGAUUUUGGUGACUUUGAGGAUGCGUCUGCUGCUGUUGUCACAGAUAUGACGAAGGCGUCGAGCAUGGGCAGCACAACGACACACGUUGCGCCUUCGGCCCCCAAAGCAUUGCCAUUUUCGCCGAAGCCAGAUGCCGGGAGGUCGGAGCCAGAGCGAGUCAUUGGCAGGCACCCAUUUGCAGACCACAUGGACUUUUUGUUCUCUGGCGGCGAUGAUGAGUAUGAUGCUGGAGCAGAUGAUCUUGAAGACCUGUCGAGGAACCCCGAAGCAGCCAUGGCAUAUUCAAAACGGAUGAUUGCAGAGCAAGAAGCACAGGCAAAGAAGAAGCCUCUUCCCUUCUCAAAGCCGCAGUCGCCCGCCAAAAAUCCUCCCAAAGCACCAAACAAACUACAGAAAAAGUCUGGGUAUGUGCCUACUAGAGACCCGAAUGUGCUUUUCGAUGCCGAUAACGUGUCUGAGCAUGACACAGAUGAUGAUGAUUUCGGCGACUUCGAGGCAGCGCCAUCUACAUCUAGGCCCAACACCACUUCUGCAACACCCAUUGCGAAAACCACUCACGGCAAAUUGCAAAAGAAGAACGGCCCACCUGGCCAGAAGACACCGAAGGCGACGAUGGCGCCGAGAAUGCCACAAAUUGAUCUCCUCGGGCUAGGCGACGAGGUUUCCGUGCCAGAAAUUCUGAGCCCAAGAUCUGAACGUGCCAACAAUAUCCUAGGGCACGCAAAAGCCGAUUCUAUGACACGACCAAAAGGAUCAAGCCUUGUUCCCAAACGCGACGACGAUGCAUGGGACGAUUUCGAUGCGACUGAACCGGUCACCGCACCUGCACUUGUUCCAGCACACAGUGGCACGCGCCCUGCUCCUUCACCGAGUCCAACAAUAUCAACGAGCAGCGACUUCAAAUCGACCGAUCAGAAUGAAGUCCCCCCAACUAACGUUCCGCCACCAAUCAUCCUGCUCUCCGCUUUCACCUCAAUAUUCUCAUCAGCACAAGAAGCCCUCUUCGCACCUCUAUCAAAACUAGAUCUCUCCUCAAGAGCCCAACUCCUCUCUCACCCCGCAACGCACCAAUUCCUGACAUCCUAUCUCAAGUCCGCAAUCGUCCUAGCACACAUCAUCGCAGGCAGAAAACUCCGAUGGAAACGAGACCAAAUCCUAGCACAAUCAAUGCGCAUCGGACCCUCGGCCGCAGGUGGCAAGGGUGGCAUGAAGUUGACUAGUAUCGAUAAGUCUGAAGUUGGAAAGGAAGAUCGAGAAGUUCUCGAUGUGGUGCAAAAGUGGAAGGGGCAAGUCGGAAAACUAAGGACUGCGGUGACGACUGCUUCUGGGACGCCGCAAACCGGGAAAGACAAAUUACCAAGUGUGCCAGAGAUUGCGGAGACGAUGCCUGUCAAGACUUUGAAAGCGACAGAAGGUGGCUUCGUGGCGCCGCAUGCUUGUGCCCUGUGCGGGCUGAAACGGGAAGAGAGAGUUGUAAAGGUGGACUCUGACGUGAACGAUUCGUUUGGGGAAUGGUGGAUUGAUAACAUGAGCAUGCAUGUGACAUGUAGAGAUUGGUGGCAUGAGUAUAGAAACAAGCUCAAAGGGAGGUAGGAGUGAAUGUCACAGCGGAAGUACGCGCACCA
Messenger RNA from Cercospora beticola, 1726 nucleotides. RefSeq lists its product as uncharacterized. The record is from RefSeq and is a predicted model, not a curated record. Lineage: Eukaryota; Fungi; Ascomycota; Dothideomycetes; Mycosphaerellales; Mycosphaerellaceae.